AUGGCUGCUCCAAGACUGCCCUUUCUCUAUCCGAAUUUGAUGCGCGCAGUCCGUUCGUGCGAACCCACGACGUACCGCUCCAUUCGAGGUCCGGUUCGCAGCAAGCGUGCUGCCUUCCACACCACCCGACGACAUGAAGAAGAGGCAUAUCAUCGACGAUACGGACCGGCAGCCGAAGCGAAUCUUCCACCAUCCCUCCGGCCCAAGGACGAAGAAGAAGCUAGUAAACCUGCCCGAGACCCACCCGCGGAGAAGGAGAAGAGGGACAGCUCCAAGAGUCAGCAGAAGCAGACCAUCGGUCAACUCGACCAAUCACGGCAAGAAGAGUCCAAGAAUAAUGCAUCUAAUCAAUUCUCGCCGGCUGAGAAGGAAGUGACUGUGGAGUCGAAAGAGAGUGAAGCACAAGCUGAGGAGGCGGAAUCGCAAGAUGAGGCCAGGAUAAGCGCUGAAGAAGCCAAUAAUGCGUUUUCCUCGUCGGCUGAGCACCCGGAGGAGGAACAGAAUGUCCAUCGCCACAUUCAGGAUAACCCUCUGGACGGUGUCUUCCAUAUGCCGUCUCCUUCGACUUAUCUCACGCCGACUCCAUCGGGACCGUCCGGUGACAAACCGCCACACUUGUCUCCGGCCCCCUAUGUCCACCACUUCGAUACCUAUUCGCUGGUCCGCGAUCUCUCCAAAGGCGGUUAUGGUGAGGAGAACGCCAUAACGAUAAUGAAAUCCGUCCGGCAAAUUCUACAGAACAACAUCAACCUCGCAAAGGAUAGCUUAACAUCUAAAUCCGACGUCGAGAACGAAACGUAUCUAUUCAACGCUGCUUGCUCAGAACUGCAGUCGUCCCUUCAAACUGCCCGGAAUUCGGAAGUGCAGAGGCAACGUGCUUCCCGGACGCAACUACAACAUGAGAUCGACAUUCUUUCUCAAAGAUUCAACCAGGAGCUUGCAGGACUGAAGGACGACAUCAAGGGAAUGUUCAACGACCACAAAAUGACCUCGAGAGAACACCAGCGGAGUAUCGAUACGUCUGUCCAGGAGCUGAACUACAAAAUCACAGUUUCGUUGAACAGUGAUGGCAAGAGUGAAAUUGAGGGUCUGCGGUGGAUUCUGACCAGAAGAGCCGCUAUGGCUGUCGCAACGAGUGCUAUCAUGAUCAUCAUUUUCCUCAAGUACUAUUCCGUCCGCAAAGCCGGUACCGCUGAAAAGAAGAAAGAAGAGGCGGCAGUCAAAGAUGUCAAGGAGACCCGGAUCAUUCAAGACACGCCUGAGGUUUUGCCGUCAUCACUGGCACCAGGAGCCGACGUUGGCGAGUCUCUGGGUUAG
Aspergillus chevalieri is the source of this 1317-nucleotide messenger RNA. RefSeq names its product CCDC90 family protein. NCBI's taxonomy places the organism in Eukaryota, Fungi, Ascomycota, Eurotiomycetes, Eurotiales, Aspergillaceae. The coding region runs from base 1 to 1317 and encodes 438 amino acids. The transcript has 2 exons. Gene Ontology annotation, cellular component: mitochondrion. The record is from RefSeq and is a predicted model, not a curated record.